Messenger RNA from Diaporthe citri, 1518 nucleotides. RefSeq lists its product as uncharacterized. The transcript has a single exon. The coding region runs from base 1 to 1518 and encodes 505 amino acids. NCBI's taxonomy places the organism in Eukaryota, Fungi, Ascomycota, Sordariomycetes, Diaporthales, Diaporthaceae. The record is from RefSeq and is a predicted model, not a curated record.
AUGCCCGGACGUGGCCCGACCCGUGGCGGCCGCCCAUCUGUGUCCGUCCUUGGGAAGCGUGGGCGCAACGCCGCCGUCGAAUCCGUAGACUCGGAGUACGAACCAAGGGCAAGCGGGCGCGUGCGCGGACGCGGUGGCCGCCAGCGCAGGGGCAGAGGCCGGGCGAAGGGGGCCGGCACCGCGCAUAGGUCCGUGGCUGCGGUACGGGACAACUCGACGACGACGACGACGACGACGACAAGCACCAGGAGCGGACCUUACCACCGUGGUUUCUCGCAACAUCUCCUCGACCACAACAUAUUCCCCGUAGAAUAUGAGUCUCUCGAUGGGAAGGAGCCGGAGCCUCCAGAUAAUAUGGGCGAAAUCGAAUUCGAACUAGGCACCAUACGUGCCCUCGAGCCGGCCGAUGAUUUCCGGCGCCUUCGGACCCGAUAUAGGCAGGUUUCGAACGAAGACGAUGCUCUCAAGCUGCUAGAUUUCCUUCAGGGCGACAAUGUGGCUCUACUGCGUUCCCACGUCAUCCGGCAGAAGCAGAAGAUGAGCAACCUGGCGCCGCUGACGGACGGGAACAUCGUGCCUGGGAACCCGGACCGCGCCUACGGGGCACCUGCCACAGAGCUUGACAAGUCCAUCCGCCUGGAACUGGAUGAUUUAGUCGUCCCAACGUGCGACAAGGACUUCAUCUGCCCGAACUUUGUGGUCCAUGUCAAGAGCGACAGGGGCGAUGAGACAAUUGCGAGGACCCAGGCUGCUUACGAUGGUGCGCUCGCAGCCCGGGGGAUGCAGGCUUUAUGGGACUUUAGUGAUAGGCCUGGUAUCGCUUCCGGCAUCCAGACCUCUGGAGGUGAUACAGGCGGCAGUACUCGUGGAGGGCGCUCGGAUAGUCUGACAGAUUCCGACCCGAGUCACCAGGGCAGCGCUCGAGUUGCCCGAGUUGCUCGCACUAUUACAUGCACCUGGACCAAUGGGGUAUUGAGGAUGUAUGCUACUUAUUGUGAGGUAUAUCCAGACUCCAGAGAGGAAGCCACCUCGGGCAACCUGGAGGCCGAGCUCCCAAAAUAUGUCCCCAGUCAUAUUGGAUCGUGGAUCAUGACCGCUAAAGAAAAUCAAUUCCGAGAAGGCCUCGCGGCAUACCGGAACGGCCUGGACUGGGCCAAGAGACAGCGCGACAUCGUGAUAAGCCGCGCCAAUUCGAGAGUUCGCGCCGAGAAGGCGCAUCGGCGCAGGGGCGAGGAGCAAGAUCCAAGGGAGGAGCACCAUGCUGACGGGGAGGAGCAGUCUGAAGGGGAAGACAACUACGAACAGCAGAAUAAUCUGGAAGAGGAAGACAGGUCUGAAGAGGAUGAUGGAGGUCCGAGUUCAAUAUUUGCAAGACGAGGAUCACAAGCAAGAGGGCAAGACGAGGAGGACCAAGACUGUGACCCCGCGGACGAGAUCAUAUACCAGAGCUUCGACAGCCAGAGAACGGUGACAACACGGAGCAUGAGCCGGAAGCAAGUCGAUGGCAAACGCUCAUGA